This is a messenger RNA of Ectocarpus siliculosus, 3714 nucleotides long. The record is from the annotation of a GenBank genome assembly. NCBI's taxonomy places the organism in Eukaryota, Phaeophyceae, Ectocarpales, Ectocarpaceae.
AUGGGGCGUCGCCCAGUGCGUCGCGCCGCUCCACCUAGCGAUGGCGCUGUAGGCGGCGUAGCCGGGAUCCCCUCUCCAUCGUCCUCAGCAGCAGCAGCCUCUGAGGGCAAGGUACCGGCUGCGGCAGCGGGCGAACCGGCGGCGGCGGCGGCGGCGGCGGCGCCUAAAGGAGACACGGGAGGUAAGAAUCCGUUGAUGGGCCUCCUUCACUACGGGUCGGACUCCGAGGAAGAGGAGCCUCCAGCGCAACAGCCGGCAUCGGCAUCGUCCGUCUCCACUCCGGACCCAUCGCCUGCAGAGAGUGUAACGUACACGCUCCCGACCGGCUGGCAGCAGUGCAUGGACAACGCCGGCCUGGUGUACUUCUGGAACACCGAGACCGGCGAUACGUCGUGGGACCCGCCAGAGGGCACGGAGAGAAAGGUUUCGAAGGCGAGCAGCGCUGUUGAUACGCCGUCUGAAGCACCGCCGAUCGUCCCUGAAGCCGUCGCUGAUGCUGCUAGCCGAGAAGCGCCGGCGGGCAGCGAUGCCACGAGCGACACGGCCAGCGAGGCUGAAGAGGACAAAGCGGUGGCGGUAGCAGUAGCAACAGAAGAUGAGGGCGCGAGUCGUGCAAGCACCAAUAGCUCUGGUGUCGCUGCUGCCGCUGCUGCUGCUGUGUCCGAGGUAUGCGUUGAUACCGAGGAGGUAGAGAAAGGCGCAGUUAGCGGCGAGCAAGAAGUCGCGGACAGUGCCAUUCCAAAGCGAUCCCCACGCUCAGCCACGGACCGGCCUGCCGCCCAAGAUCGAAGGAUGGCAGCCGUGGGAGAGGAGCAGAAAGGGGAAGAAGAACUCCCGCAGCAAAGUAAAUCCACGGGCACUGGCAGCUCUGACGUCCCCGUUGCUGCAACGGCGGGCAUCGACGAUCUCCUCGCGGGCAUCGAGGCGGAGCUUUUGCUCGGCGCCGGCGACGGCGAGGGUGACCUUGACGGCGACAAAGACGAGGUAAAGGGCAGCGCAGUCGAAGAGAACGGUGACACAAGGGCAACGGGAGAGGAAGAGGACUUCGCGCCGCUGCAGGAGGUGGCGCCCGGUCUCGACGUGCGGGCGCAAGAGGCUCACGCCGAGCUUGCCGCCUUGCUCGCGGUGGCGGCCGAAGGGAAGGGAGAGGAGGCGGGGUUGUCUGUUGUUGAAGCCACCGACCCGUCGGUGAGGUUGGGCAUCGAGCUUGCCGCUGUGCUUCGUGCUCGCUUAUCAGACUGGAGACAAGGCGAGUGCAUGGAUGGAAUUGAGGCGGCCUUGACGGCACCUUCUUCGUUCUCAAGCUCGAGGAGAUGGCGGUGGAGGCUCGUUCAGCCCUCGGUCCGUCUUCUUGCGCCACAGCACCAGCGGCGACCGGACAGUCUCAAAGUCAGACUCGGCCGGAGCUCGCCGCUUCCGUUGAUGUCAUCACCCCAGGCCGUGAGAGCGGCAAGGAACGCUGAGAAGCUCAAGUGGGCGGACGAAGUAUCUGCGGCGGCGUCUGCUGCAGUCGCCGCCGCAGCCGCACAUGCUCAAGCUAAAAAAGAGCUCGCGAAGGCAGAGUCGGAGGCGAAAGUUGCUGUCAUCGGGACCGUCGAGGAGGGGGUUACCGACUCGGAAGGUUCCAACAGCGACCGGCGCGGAAAACACGCUGCUUCGGGUGACGAUGCUACCAGUGACAAGAGGAAGAAUGCCACGUCAACAGAUACGCUUGCUACCGCGAGGGCAAUCGUAGAAGGCACUAUUGACUUGGGGGGGGUCGGUGACGAUGAUGAUGACGAUGAUGAUAAUGAGGGGAAGGAAGAUGGCGAGGUGACUGUCGUACCCGCUGCGACAGAGGGAGGGGCGGCGACGUCGGGGGCGAAGGAUGAUGCGCCGUCGGUGCCAGCACCGGACACGAGCGAAUCGGGGAUCGUGAUCGCGAAGGACCCUACACUUCCCGAUGUUCCAAGUGGGUGGUCGGCCGUGUUUGACACAACACAUCAAGCCUACUACUACCACAACCUUACCACCGACGAGACCUCUUGGGUGCUACCGGCUACGGUUGCCGAAUCACACCCAGCGGACAGCAAGCCUGAAAAGUCGUCGCCGGAACGGGACGAGCGUCCUCGCGAGAGUAAGAAGUCCAAGGCUGACGAAGGCGACGCUAGCACCGGGGGAGGUGAACGACGGUCUGAAUCGAGUAACCGGUCGCGCCGACGAGGGUCACCGGGAGACGAAGGAGGCAGCGAGCGAGCCGAGGCAUCGGCUGCAAGCAAUUCUGCGGGGAAAAGCGUCGAAACGAAACUCGAAAAACGAUCCUCCAGAAGGAGAGAUGUCGCGUCUGGUGCUGCUUCAUCUGAAGCAUCGCAGGACGAGAAGCCUGCACCGGCGGCGUCGACAGAUGCUGCGGCUAAGGAGGGCGACUCGGCGAGCAUACCAGAAUCCCUCUCGAGGAUCGACAACAGCACCUGGGUACCCGUCUGGGACGACAACCACCAGGCGUUCUACUACCACGAUACCGUCACCGACGAGACUUCGUGGGAUCCUCCCGCUGCCGCGAGUGUUCCCGCCGCCGCCGCCGCCGCCGCCGCCGCCGCCGCCUCGGCCGCCGCUGAUGACUCGACUCUUGCCACGCCUUCUCCUCGGCCUUCGGGCGACAAGAAGCAAAAGCAGCAGAAGAAACGAAAGAGCUCUGCUGCGGUAGAAGCCGCCACACCUGGUGGCGCUCAACAGCGGUCGCCAUCUCCCGAGCCAUCCACUGCCUCUCCCAAUGCCGAGAGCGCGUCGACACCAGCGGGGCAGCGUCGGUCUCCCUCACCGGUGACCGCCGAUGCACCAAAGGCCCACUCCGCCACCGAAGAGGAUGUCGCCACGGCAGCAACGCCGGCGGCCUCUGCUGCCGCGGCUGAAGCUCCCACCACUUCCGUGGUGGACUUGCGGCCGUGCACGCUAGUUUGGUGGUCGGAUGCCGGGGACGUUUGGAACGGCGUGUCGCUGUCGGGUCUUCUUGGCGGGUACGGACCUCGCCGGUACCGGAACCUUGGCGGGGGCUACUACAUGACGACGCUGGAGCGGGGCCCGGAAUGGGCUACGGCGGCAGUGGCAGCGCUCGGCCAAGGUGUGGCUGAUCCCGUCGCGGCCGCGAGGAUGGACUGGGUAAGCUGCACUGCUUCCGCCCCGGGCUACGGCCUAUUCCUGAGGUUUUCGGGCGAAGACGAUGAGCAAAAGUUGUUCGACGUGCCCGACGAGUACUUUGACGACCCUCCCCCAGACCCUGCGGUCGUAGCCGCGGAGGAAGCCGCCGCCGCCGCUGCAGCUGCGCAGGCCGCCGCUCUCGCAGAAGCGGAAGCGGCGAUGGAGAACGCGGAAAUGGACGCGGCGGCGGCGGCGGCGGUGGCGGCGACGGAGGAGGCUGAGGCUGCCGGCAGCAAGGCGGCGGCAGCCGUGCUGACGGCUCCCCCGACGGCAGUUCCUCCUCCCGCACCCAAGUCGACCAAGAAAAGGAAGAGCAAGGGGUCGUCAGCGACCGGAAAAUCCGGAGGGUCUAUAGGGAAGAAGCGCAAAGGUGCUGCGAACUUGAUCGACAAGUGGAAGGCUGUGGCGUCGACUGCCGGCGAGGAGGCCGAGAAGGAGGCAGAGAAACAAGAGAAGAUGGAGCGGUGGAAAGCUCGGGCGGCUGCUAUGGACCCCGAUAACCCCAAUUUCACGCCUAUAGGAAAGAGAAGGAGGUGA